UCUUAUUAUGGAUUGCACGAUAAUUCCCAUGAAAGCACCCCCAUUACCUAUAGAUCCCGUUCCUAUCAAUUUCGUCUUCAUGUUUCCAUUAAUUCAUCCCUCCAAAUUCGAUCGAGCUACUGCUAGCUUUUCUGGUAUUUUCUAAUCCUAUCAGACAGUGUACAUCAAUCUCAGGCAAGGGAGGAGAUUGGGUUUGACGCCUUCGUUUCCGUUGCGUGAACGGCGGAAUCGAAGACGGGCUGUUAGAGGAGUUGCGUUGUGUUUUGUAUUUGGGUCAAUGUUUAGAUGUUGCACUUCGAUUCCUGAAGACUGGGCUGAUCCUGAUGCGCUUUACCCGAUUAAGCCUGAUUGCCGUGAGGAUGUUCCUGUUUCUCAUUUCAAGCCGACGCCUGGGAAAACACUUAGUGAAAGAAGAUGGCAGUCAUCCUUUUCUGAGGAAGGUUAUUUGGAUAUAGCUAGAGUUCUUAGAUGGAUACAAAGAGGGGGUGUUCAUUCAAACAUAAAAGGAGAAGUCUGGGAGUUUUUGCUUGGGUGUUAUGAUCCUAAAAGUACUUUCAAUGAGCGAACUCAAUUAAGAGAAAAACGAAGGUUAGAAUAUGAGAAGGUCAAGUCAAAAUGCCAGGAAAUGGAAAAGAGAGUUGGCAGUGGAAGAAUAGUUGUGGCACCUAUCAUUACCGAAGAUGGCCAGCCUAUCGUCAAUCCUUCAAGUAAUGGUGCUAAUUCAGGCGAGGAAGUAAAAUCAAAUGAAGUAGAUUCAUCAAUACCAGAAAAUAGAAAUGAUAGUAUAAAUCUGGACAAAGAGGUCAUUCAAUGGAAACUUACCUUACAUCAGAUUGGUUUGGAUGUUGUUCGUACAGACCGCUCACUUCUUUACUAUGAGAGCUCAGAGAAUCAAGCAAGGCUAUGGGAUGUUCUUGCAGUCUAUUCAUGGAUAGAUAGGGACAUUGGUUACUGCCAAGGAAUGAGUGAUCUUUGUUCGCCUAUAAUACUUUUAAUUGAAAACGAGGCAGAUGCUUUUUGGUGCUUUGAACGUCUAAUGCGUAGAGUGAGAGGAAAUUUCAAAUGCACAUCUAAUACUAUUGGAGUUCGGGCUCAGUUGACAUUACUUUCUUCUGUUAUAAAAAUUCUUGAUCCGAAGCUCCAUGAACACAUAGGUAUCAUUUCUAUCAUUUGCUGGACUUACACAUGUAGCAUAAACUGUUCUAUCUCUUGCAAAAUUUCAAAACUGUAUGUUAUACAUUUUUGUGUCAUUCUACUUCUGAAAUUUUUGACAGUGAAUCUAGAUGGAGGGGAAUAUUUAUUUGCCUUUAGAAUGCUGAUGGUCCUUUUCCGCAGGGAGUUCUCAUUUGUUGAUGCAUUGUACCUUUGGGAGCUCAUCUGGUCUAUGGAGUACAAUCCCCAUCUUUUCACCAUCUACGAGGCCAAUGCUUCUCCUAAUAGAAACCAAGACAAAUCGCAAAAUGAAGACUUAAUGAAAUAUGGAAAGUUUGAGAGGAAGUGUCUCAAGUCAGGUCAGAAAGAUCAACAGGCCAAUAUGUCCAUCUUUCUAGUAGCUAGCAUUCUUAAGGCCAAGAACAAACGGUUACUGCUGGAGGCAAAGGGUCUAGAUGAUCUAGUGAAGAUGUUGAAUGGCAUAACUGGUGAAUUGGAUGCAAAGAAAGCAUGCAAUGAAGCAUUGAAACUUCACGUGAAGUACUUGAACAAGACAAAGACUACUUAGGAAGCCAAAGACCAGCAAAUACUGUCUCAACAAGUUAUUUUGCAACCCACAAAGAAAAACACCUACAAAGGAUUCCAUUUUGCUCGAGUUUUCUUGUUCGAGUUUUGUUGUUUGCUUGUUUUUUUUUUUAUUCUUUCCGUUUGGCAUGUCAUCCAAUGCCAAUGGAGCGAGAGAUUUGAUUGUAUUUGUAUGUGCCAUUGCUUGUUGAAUCACAUAAGUCACUCGUGCUGUCUAUUAUUUGAGAAAAUUGAGUCCUAUGAAUCUCAUGAUGCUUGUUCCCAUUA
Messenger RNA from Zingiber officinale, 2004 nucleotides. Its product is annotated as rab GTPase-activating protein 22-like. The record is from RefSeq and is a predicted model, not a curated record. The transcript has 11 exons. NCBI's taxonomy places the organism in Eukaryota, Viridiplantae, Streptophyta, Magnoliopsida, Zingiberales, Zingiberaceae. Bases 278 to 1720 code for a protein of 480 amino acids. Gene Ontology annotation, molecular function: GTPase activator activity. Gene Ontology annotation, biological process: activation of GTPase activity.